ACAAUAAUAACAGCCAAAGUUUGAAUAUGACAAAUGGAAAUCUGAAUAACAAUAAUAAUAGUCAACAGUCUUCAUCAACUUUGAUCAAUUCUACAAUAACAUCAUCAUCGACAACAAAUUCUAUGGAUAAUAAUUCUACAACAAUUAGUAAUCAGUUGAAUAAUAAUUACACAUCAUCGCCAACAUCAAUGACAGAUUCAAAAUCACAUUCAUCAAUGGGCAAUAAUGAUCAGCAGCAGCAGCAGCUACAAGUAGCCGGAAAUAAUAAUAAUGAUAUGGCUAUGAAUGAAACAAAUCUAUCGGUGAAUGGUAAGCCAACAUCAGCAGCAGCAGCAUCAUCGUCAUCAACAGCAUCAUCAACAUCAACAUCAUCAUCACCAGUACCGUCUCCUUUAUUGCCAAAUUCUCAACAACAACCACCACAAUCUCAACAAUCAUCAACCAUUAAUACAUCAUCAUCGCCAUCAUUAAUUGUGACUGCUUCCGGCAUUACUUCAACACCAUUAUCACCAAUAUUGAAUAGUGCCAGUGUUAUUAAUAAUAAUAAUAAUAAUCAUCAUUUUCAGGUACCAAAAAAUUCAUCAUCAUCAUCAUCAACAGCGACAACAACAGCAACAACUUUGCAACAACCAAAUAGCAAUAUGGUCAACAAUACAAUGACCAAUAAUAAUGUGAUGCAUCCACCGAUAAACGUAUCGACACAUUCAAAUAAUCAUCAUCAUUAUAAUCAUCAUCAACAUCAAAUAUCAUCACCAUCAACAACAUCAUCAUCAUAUCAACCAAUGAAAGAUACAACAUUUACGAAAAUAUUUGUCGGUGGUCUACCAUAUCAUACUACCGAUAAAUCAUUAACAAUUUUUGAAACAUUCGGCGAUAUUGAAGAAGCUGUUGUCAUUACUGAUCGUCAGACUGGUAAAUCUCGUGGCUAUGGAUUUGUGACAAUGGUGAAUCGUGAAUCGGCUGAAAGAGCCGUCAAAGAUGCCAAUCCAAUUAUUGAUGGUAGAAAAGCAAACGUCAAUCUGGCCUAUUUAGGUGCCAAACCACGGAAUGGAUUCCUACAAAAUGGUUUUCCAUUUUCAUCGCUAACCAGAAAUGCAAUUGCAGCUGUAUCCACUGGUGGUGGUCCUUAUCCAACAUUUCCAAAUUCAACCGGUACAGCAUUUGGACAUGGAUCACAAUUUGGAUUUCCUGCUCAACCACAUAUAAUGUAUCAUCAUCCAGGAUCAUCAGCAUUAGCAGCUGCUGCUGCUGCUACAGCAGCAACUACACCACCUGCGGCAACAUUUUUACCAUCAGCAACACCAGCAGGUUUAUUAUUAACACCACCAAGCGCUUUCUAUUCAGAUUAUGGUCUAGCUGGUCCUAAUACAGCAUCAGCAGCUACAGCUGGAACAACUGGUCCAUUUCCGCCAUCAGGUUAUCCACCUGAUUCUGGUACAAUAUUGACUACAUUUUUAGCGCCAACAUUUGCUGCUGCACCACCACCACCACCACCACCACCAUCCACAAUAGUUAGUUCAUCAUCAAAUUCUGGUCAUCAUCAUCAUCAUCAUCAUCAACAACAUUAUAAUGGUACAACCGGUGGAAAUCAUCAUCAUCAUCAUCAUCCUCAUCAUCAUCAUGCAGCAGCGGCAGCCGCAGCACAACAAGCAAUGGUAGCUGCUGCAGCAGCUAAUGCAUUAGCAGGAAUAUCUGGACCACCAUUACCACCACCACAAUCAUCAACAACCGGUGGAUCAUCAUCAACAAUGACGCCAACAAAUUCAGCAGCAGCAGCUGCGGCUGCUGCUGCAUUCUAUCUAAAUGGUCAACAUACAACCAAUGGAUUCUUAACUGGUGUUAUUACACCAUCAUCAUCGAAUGCCUAUCUUAAUGAUACAAGAAUUGGAUAGUUUUUCAUAAAGACAA
This is a messenger RNA of Dermatophagoides farinae (American house dust mite), 1908 nucleotides long. NCBI's taxonomy places the organism in Eukaryota, Metazoa, Arthropoda, Arachnida, Sarcoptiformes, Pyroglyphidae. The record is from RefSeq and is a predicted model, not a curated record.